GCAGUAGGUAUACGCACGAUGACGUUGUGUUGUGGAUUUUAACGCAAGUGUCCGCAGGAUGUAUUUAUUUUUAGGUAACGUGUCAAACUUGCAGACGACGCAAGAGAGCUACCAUUAGCCACUGGCUGCUCACGUCGUCAGCACUAUCUCGCGACUCGCUCUAGCCAUCCCCUUGUGCGCGAGUUUCAGACUUCAGUUGCGGUUUUCGCCCUUUCGCCGAGUCUAUGUUGUAGUCGAGAUCGCGAGUUCCGAGAAAGUAUAUAUUAUAUAAAGGAGCCCGUUAUUAGAAAAAAUAGCGCGAAAUUCGAAAACGAGUAAAAAAUCGCUUGCGUUAUCGUUUUAUAACAAGCUAAUAAGAGCAAAACCAAACAAAAUGGUAUUAUUUGUUUGAUUGUUUUAACAAAAUUUGAUAAUAAUAAUUCAUUUGUUCACUCAUGCAAUCAAUUACUUUUCAUGCAUAACUUAACUGUUUGAUCGUAUACAUACCUAUAUGCUUUUCAACAGGUAUAGUCCUAAAAACAAUUUAAAUAAUUUCGAAAAUACCCAACUUUGUACCGCGUUGGUAAGCUUAUCCUCUGAGCGCAAGCGAAUACACGUUUUUCCAUGAAAUCGACCGUCUAUGGCUGUCUGCACGCUUCGUGAUUGUAGAACGGCUUUAAAUGCCUUAAAACUGCUGGCGGGAAACACCGACAAAGAUGUGUUUACGCUGACAGAUCGUUUUUUUCAAGUUAAUAUAAUUGAUGUUGAAUAUCGGUAUUUUUUAUACGACACAUAUUCUCAGAGUACAUUUUCUAUACAGGCAAGUAAUCAAAAAUGGCCGAAAAAUUAGAAGAUCUUAAUCUGCCCAAUGCUGUCGUGACGAGAAUAAUGAAGGAAGCUCUGCCUGAUGGAGUCACAGUGGCAAAGGAAGCUCGAGCAGCAGUGGCAAAAGCAGCUUCGAUAUUCAUUUUAUACUUAACGUCAUCAGCCAACAUGAUUGCCAAGAAGAGUAAUCGAAAGACUGUGAGUGGUCAAGAUGUGAUACAAGCUAUGGAAGACAUAGAGUUUGAGCAGUUCAUUGAACCACUACAAGAAGCUUUGGAGAACUUCAAGAAGAAUCAGAAGGAGAAGAAAGAUGCUUCGUCGAAAAAGAAGCAACAAAAGAAGGAUGAGGAUGAUACGGAAAUACAGGAUGAUGAGUAAAAAUAGGAUUUUUAUCUUAAUUCAUUUCUAGAUAUAAGUGGAAUUAUUUUUAUACUGAAUAAAUGAUAACGUACUUGUUAUUUAAAGAA
Molecule: messenger RNA, 1271 nt
Organism: Nasonia vitripennis (jewel wasp)
Lineage: Eukaryota; Metazoa; Arthropoda; Insecta; Hymenoptera; Pteromalidae
Gene: Chrac-14
Product: DNA polymerase epsilon subunit 3
Exons: 2
Coding region: 814-1182 (122 amino acids)
Biological process (GO): leading strand elongation; DNA damage response; heterochromatin formation
Cellular component (GO): CHRAC; epsilon DNA polymerase complex
Molecular function (GO): protein heterodimerization activity; chromatin DNA binding
Source: RefSeq, a predicted model, not a curated record